AUGUCUCCAUACAGACCUAACCCUUUCUUCUCCACCACCAACACCUUCUUCGUCCCCUCCGUCGGUGACAAGGUAGAUAACGCCGUUGCCCAAGCUAAAGCGCUUGGUCACGAUGCUCAAGCAAAGGCAUCCGAAUUAGCUGGUAAAGCCGAUAACAAGUUCCAAGAUGCCAAGGAAGCUGUCAAGGUCACUGCUAAGGACGCCGCUGGUGCUCCCCAAGGUAUUGAUCUUUACUCCAGAUUCGCCCUUGCCGGUGCUCUCGGUUGUGCUGUCACCCACGGUGCCCUUACUCCCGUUGACGUAGUCAAGACCAGAAUCCAACUUGAACCCGAGGUCUACAACAAGGGUAUGGUCGGUGGUUUCAGACAAAUCAUCGCCGCCGAAGGUGCCGGUGCCCUUCUUACCGGUUUCGGUCCCACCGCCGUCGGUUACGCCAUCCAAGGUGCCUUCAAAUUCGGAGGUUACGAGUUCUGGAAGAAGAAGGCUAUCGACGUUCUCGGUGUUGACAAAGCCCGAGAGAACAGACAAGCCGUCUACUUGGGAGCUUCAGCCAUUGCUGAAUUUUUCGCCGAUAUCGCCCUUUGUCCUCUCGAAGCUACCCGAAUCAGAUUAGUAUCUCAACCUUCGUUCGCUACCGGUCUCGCUUCAGGUUUCCUUAGAAUUGCCAGAGAGGAAGGUCCCGGUGCCUUCUACGCUGGUUUCGGUCCCAUCUUGUUCAAACAAGUUCCUUACACCAUGGCUAAGUUCGCUGUCUUCGAAGUUGCUUCCGAAAAGAUCCUCCAAGCUACCGGUAAAUCCAAGGACUCCCUCACCUCAGGUCAAUCAACUGGUCUUAACCUUUCUGCCGGUUUGAUCGCUGGUAUGGCCGCUGCUGUUAUCUCUCAACCUGCCGAUACUUUGCUUUCCAAGAUCAACAAGACCAAAGGUGCGCCCGGACAAUCUACCACCUCCAGACUUGUUCAAAUGGCCGGUCAGCUCGGUGUUUCCGGUCUCUUCACUGGUAUGAGUGCUAGAUUGGUCAUGAUUGGUACUCUUACUGCUGGUCAAUUCCUUAUCUACGGUGACAUCAAGAAGGCCCUUAACGCUACUGGUGGUGUCGAGAUCGCUGCUAUCCCCAAAUAA
This is a messenger RNA of Kwoniella botswanensis, 1122 nucleotides long. RefSeq lists its product as uncharacterized. The transcript is spliced from 6 exons. The coding region runs from base 1 to 1122 and encodes 373 amino acids. Gene Ontology annotation, biological process: mitochondrial phosphate ion transmembrane transport. Gene Ontology annotation, molecular function: phosphate transmembrane transporter activity. The record is from RefSeq and is a predicted model, not a curated record. NCBI's taxonomy places the organism in Eukaryota, Fungi, Basidiomycota, Tremellomycetes, Tremellales, Cryptococcaceae. Gene Ontology annotation, cellular component: mitochondrial inner membrane.